CGACAGAGGCGCCAAAAGUUUAAAUUUGUUUCAGUUGACGGCGAGGGUCUCGAGCGUAUACUCGGUUAGUACAUUAGUUUGGUGUUAUUUGUAGAGUUUCAAUAAUGUCGGACCAACAAUGUGUGAAAGAUGACAUGGCUGAAAACACUUUCCCGGUGUAUAAGGUGGACGCUAUCGUGCAGUUCUACCGGACCGAGGUUCUGACCGGACAAGAGGCCAAACACUUCACCAAGAACGACAUCACCCCGAGCCCGAAGGCAGAGUCCAUCCAGAGAGUCUACAUGAGGGUUCUGCAGCUUCUGUUCCGCUUCAGACCCGAGUGCCAUUACACUGUGCCCCUGUCGGAGAACCUGCAGCACCCCAUGCUGUACGAGUGGGUGUCCCCCAUCAUGAGUGUGUACAUGCGCAUGUGCGAGUUCUUACCGUUGUGUCAUGUGUUUGAUUUCUCCCUCAAUGACUUGCUCAACCCUAAGAGCAAGCGGACGAUCGUUAUCCUGAGUGCGAUCCAGAACUACCUGCACUUCAGGAAGCAGAGGAUGGAGACCAUCGCAGACCACCAGCAGAGUUUUCGGUCAGUUAUGGACAGACUCCAGACAUACACCAGAGAAAUAAAGGAAGCAGAGAGAAAGAUUGAGAAACUGACGACCAUUCCCCCGGAGCAGCAAGCCGAGGCUAAAGAGCUAGCGAGCGCUCUGUCCGAGCUGGCCACUAGCAUGCAGCACGAGUACCAGGAUGUGAACACCAUGAAUGAAGCGGUCGCACAGUGCAAGACUGAGAUAGCUGAGCUCUCACAGAAACUGACUCAGAGGAGAGUGGACGUGACCUCACUGAAGGAUGAGCUGGUCAAGCUGAAGUCUCAGAUCGUGGAGUCGCCUGAAGAACUGAAGAAUGAGAUGGAGAGGAUGAAGGAGAACGUCAAGAGCAUUAGGAUGUCAAAGGAGCUGGCGGACGAGCGGCUGGUGGAGCUGCAGAUGCUGGUGCAGUGUGCUGGGCAGGUGGAGGCAGAGAUCCAGGUGUUGCUCAAGCAGCAGCAGGACUUACAAGGCAGCAUGUGUAAGACCAACCAGCAGAAGGAGGAGGUCCAGAGCUUGGCAGCCCUGUACGAAGCCUUGCAGAAAGAGCUGAAGAACCUGAGCAGUGAAGAAGGCCAGCUGAAGAGGGCUCUGGCCAUGAAACUGGACAAAGAGUCCAAACAACAGAUCCGCCGACAGAAGAAGAAAGAGGUGAAGGAUCAGCACGUCAAGAAUAUUUAUGGGCAAUAUGACAAAAUCCACCAGAAACGAGAGGAGAUUGUGAAGAUGAUUGAAGAAAGCAACCGUGAAACUAAAAUGUUCAGAGAGAAGAUGCAGAAGCUGAGAGAAAAGUGCAACCAGCAAACCCAAAAAGCACAGGAGUUCUACGAGCGUCUUCUCACGACUCUGGAGCAGUACAACAAGCGGAUCGAGAGCAUCGUGGUGGAGACCAAUGCAGACACCUUAAAAAUGAAAUCACACUUCUAGAUUCUGUUUUAUACUCCUCACUGUCUUCAGAUUCAUUUGUUCACUGUUUUGUCAUUUCUAAAUGUUUCUUGCUAAUAGAAUUGUUUUGAAUGUUAGGUAGCAAAAAGUCUUUUAUUUGGUCUACUUGUACAGCAAAUACUCUUGACUCCUAAAAACUGUCUUGUUCUUUUAUAAAACGCAUUUUUUGGGAA
This is a messenger RNA of Carassius auratus (goldfish), 1690 nucleotides long. It is a transcript of the gene nuf2, whose product is annotated as UF2 component of NDC80 kinetochore complex. The record is from RefSeq and is a predicted model, not a curated record. The transcript is spliced from 14 exons. Gene Ontology annotation, cellular component: Ndc80 complex; kinetochore. Bases 105 to 1499 code for a protein of 464 amino acids. Gene Ontology annotation, biological process: attachment of mitotic spindle microtubules to kinetochore; kinetochore organization; meiotic chromosome segregation. Gene Ontology annotation, molecular function: protein-containing complex binding. Lineage: Eukaryota; Metazoa; Chordata; Actinopteri; Cypriniformes; Cyprinidae.